ACCCAACUUGUCCAUCUCUAUCAUUGCGGCUUCGAGCUGCACGAGCGCCACUAUGAGUGUCGCCCGGUCAUCGGAGUGUGUUUUCUGUCUCUUCUCGCGGUCGUCUCGCCCUGCGUCGCUCGCCCGCCGUCAGUUUCACUCCUCUCCAAUCCACCAGAAACGAAAACCUCGAUUUCCCAGCGUCAGGGCCACCGCCAAUCAGAUAGACAUCAACACGGCCGCUGCGGAGUUUCCCAGUGCCCAGAAUUCCCCCGACCUGCAGAGAUAUCCUCCUGAGCAACACGCGGCGAUCGAAGCCGCGCGAAAACUCAUUGACCCCGAGAAACUACAAAGCCAAACGGGGAAUCGGACAGAUCCCUGGAAGAUCAAAUACUACGACGACCUCUCGAAGGUUGACCCGGUAGUUGACAAGCCAGUGCGACACCCUUGGACGAACCUGGACGACAGUUCUCGACUCAAGACGGAAGAUGAAUUCGAAGAAGACUUGGUCAAGCUCAUGCACGAGAUACCUGCUCCCAGACAUGAAAAUGACUUUGACACAAAGAUAUGGGAUCGAUUUGAUGAGAAUCUACGAUUGACGGUCGGAAAGGAAGAAGCAGAGAGGCGUCCCCCCACAGCCAUGGCUCCAGGCUUGCCCAAAAUAUCGCCACAACCCAAAAAGAAGCGGACGGACGACCGUCGCAGGGACGAAGACGCAGCCCCCAAGGAGCCACCCUCGCCUGCAGUGGUCCGACUAAUGCAGAUGACUGGAUAUAACAAAUCAGACCUGGCAAAUCUUCGAGUCAAGACAAUCUUUAGCAACUCUGUCAGCAACCAGACGAGGCUCGGGAAAGUUCACAAAACCUACUUCCUUACUGUGGCUGGAAAUCGAAACGGAUUGAUUGGCAUAGGAGAAGGUAAAGGAGAGGAAACUGCAGACGCCAUCAUGCAAAGCCAAUACCGUGCCAUUCGAAACAUGCAGCCUAUCAUGCGUUACGAAGACCGAACCACCUUCGGCGAUCUCAGCGCCAAAGUCAGUGCAACAGAGUUGGAGUUGUAUGCCAGACCACCCGGAUUCGGACUCCGCUGCCAGAAGUACAUCUGGGAAAUCUGCAAGUGCGCCGGUAUUCAUGAUCUCGCUGCUCGAGUGACCCGAUCGAGAAACCCGAUGAACACUAUCAAAGCGACAAUUCAUGCGUUGUUGGGCCAAAAGCAUCCGGAGGACAUCGCCAGAGCCCGGGGAAAGAAGUUGGUCGAUGUUCGAAAAGUGUACUAUGCCGGGCGGGUAUAG
Exophiala viscosa is the source of this 1270-nucleotide messenger RNA. RefSeq names its product 30S ribosomal protein S5. NCBI's taxonomy places the organism in Eukaryota, Fungi, Ascomycota, Eurotiomycetes, Chaetothyriales, Herpotrichiellaceae. Gene Ontology annotation, biological process: translation. The coding region runs from base 53 to 1270 and encodes 405 amino acids. The transcript is spliced from 2 exons. The record is from RefSeq and is a predicted model, not a curated record. Gene Ontology annotation, molecular function: RNA binding; structural constituent of ribosome. Gene Ontology annotation, cellular component: ribosome.